Messenger RNA from Aspergillus candidus, 512 nucleotides. RefSeq lists its product as uncharacterized. The transcript has a single exon. The record is from RefSeq and is a predicted model, not a curated record. The coding region runs from base 34 to 195 and encodes 53 amino acids. Lineage: Eukaryota; Fungi; Ascomycota; Eurotiomycetes; Eurotiales; Aspergillaceae.
AAAUAGCAAACUAUCAAUCAAUUGCUGAAAGACAUGCGACUAUAUAUGAUCAUGAGUAUCAUCAGGUGUGAUCUCUCCAACACAAAUCAAGGAGCAAAGGAAGCGAAUGAUUCACAAGAAAAGAAAUAUGUGGAAGAAAGAGGUAAGCAAAGAAAGGUUCAAGAAAAAGGGAAUCAACGAAGGAGAAUGAGAUAGAUCAAGGGAAAAAGGUAAAAAGAAAGAUCACACAGUGAUUAGAAAUUAUGGGGUAUCCAAGAAACGAAGUAUGGUGCCCACAUAGAGCCGGUGGAAAAAGCAAUCAUGAGAUGCAAGUUCCGCUCAAUCAACAAGAAACUUGCAGACCCAACAGAGAAGGAGAAAGAUGAAGCAAACAGGAGAUAAGGAGGGAAAGAACGGAAAUACCAGGAGUCACGACUCGAGAUCUGGUCAGACGGGUGGAUUUGGCAAAUGCAAAAAAAAAAGGUAAAGGAAGCAAGAGAAAAGAAGAGAAGGAAGAAAGAAAAAAAAAAAAA